UCUGAAAAUUAUAGCAAGGUUUGUUUCGUAAGGUGUACUUAACAACUGUUUUUCACAAACAUACGACCGUUCCCAUCACUAUUAAUACUUAGAAGAUUGAAUAAAAAAUUGAUAAAUAUAUUGAACAGUAUUUUUGCCAGCUUUAAAUAAAUAAUAUAUUUGCAAAAAGUAGAAGUCAUGUGGAAACGGAGAUAUCAUAAACUCGUUUGGCUGCAGGGAGUAGCAGGGCAACGUCAGCUGAUACGAGUAUCAAAAAAAUUAUUAAGAUUAACAGUACAGCGCUUGUGACUGACUAGCAGAGACAAGUUGGAGUCGGCAAUCAGUUUGAAAACGACUUUCAUUCGCAACAGACAUGUAAACGGCAAGCAUUCAAUUACCUGAGACGAAGUAAAAUUUACCUUACAGUAAGGCAAUAGUAAGCUGAAGGAAAGUUCAAUGUAGGUGCAUUACAAAGCGUGGCAGCGAAAACUGCUAAGACCGAAUUAAUAACAUAUUUUGAAAACAAAGUGGAGGGUGAAAUAUAUAAGUGUGGAAAGCUGAGUGAUAGUGUACGCCGGUAGCUGCAGCAUCUCCAAAUGCUGGGUAAACAAUGGGCAAAGAGCCGAGCAAACAAACAAAUAAAUACUAGUUAAUGCUUUUGCGUUACAAAGGAACGUAUAGAAAAUAAAAGUAGAAAACUAAGAUUCCACAUAAUAUGUAUGUAUGUAGUGACAAAUAGAAGCAAAGGUGAAAUGUGCAGGUGAAUAGUGAAUUUUAGUCAACAAUUGAGAAAUGUUGCAUUAAGAAAGUUGAUAAUGUGUUCGAAAGUUCCCCAUUUGACUUCCCAGUGCAACAACUGGUGCGUGACAGCUGAAUUAAUCAAAUCAGCGCUGCAUAAUUGAUUAGGCUAAGAACUGUGAGAAUUUCAAUCAUAUACUAUGCAAAUGUAAUCGCCGCACAUUAUUUAAAAAACAAGACCACCUAAAAAUAUUUCAUGUAUAUGAAUAUUAGGCCAAAAAAAGAAAAAUAUAUUGGGUGUACGCUUAGUAACCCAAAUUGGAGAAGUGCAACCAAGUUUAAAAACAUAUUUAUUGUUAUUGUUUUAUAAAACGAGGUCGUCAUAUAAAUCUAAAAGAAAUAUAGAAGCAAAAGGAAUAUAAGUUUUUAAAUACCUGGGGUGUUAACGAAAUGAAAAAAAUGAAUGCUAGUAAGUUGGACACAACAACAAUGUUGACAUCAUUGACAGCUAAUGGAACCAGUACAAAACUGGAACAGCACACCAAGCCCAUACUAAGUCCAACACGAUCCCUUGACGAAGGUUUUGAAAGUGAUCCGGAUCGGGUGUCUACCGAUUCGGAGCAUCAAACGAGUGGAACGAAUUGCAGUAGUGGUAGUAGCCAUAAUAAUAAUAGUCAGAACAACAAUAGAAAUAGUGUUGCAGAAAAGCACAAUAGCGGCUCGACACUAGCUCAGCUGUCGUCAGCGGCCACGGGAGGUCUAACAGCAUCGACAGCAUCAGUAUCAGCGUCACCAAUGACAACAAUAGCAAGCUUGACUGCCACAUCUAGCGUGUCCACAACGGUAGCUCAAAAGGCAAACAUAAAAACAGAUUUGCAUAAACUACGCUUGCUAACAAUGGUCGUUCCACCGUCUCAAAUUGCACGCCGACAACCGGCGAUUAGUGCGACACCUGCUGCAACUCCUGCAAACUCCAACAACUAUCAAUAUGCUGGUGCUGAUGCGAAGUCGACAUCCGACACGUCAAUGGAAACGUUUCUAAAAGACCAGCAUUUGCAACAGCAGCGACGUGGCUCAGCAGAGUCAGCGCACAAUAUCAACUAUCCGAUCGAUGUGACAACAUCAUCAUCUUCAACUGCUUAUGUCCCUAACAACAAUAAAAAAAAUUUACUUAUGCAAUAUCGUACUGGAUCCAACUUGGCUGCUCUCACCGCCAAUGUGGCACGCGCCAGCGGUGCUUUAACCAAAUCCACAAGCAAUGGCAGCGGCUCGCCGUUGCCCUCACAUCGUCUACAAUAUCAAAAGCAGCGUCAACCAACGGUAGCCUCUGCCGCCGGUCAUCAGACCGUACAUAAUCAUCGUUACGCUGCCAGUAGUACCGGCAAUGGAGGGGGCAUGACUAGUGGAUUUCGACGCGCACGCACUCGGGCAAUGUCUCCCGCAGUGGUAAAUAGUGUAUCAAGCAACAGUCAUGGCGUCAGCAACAAUACAGGAGCCAGCAUUGGUGGUAUGCAAGUUCACACUUCACGAAGCCAGCUUUUUUCACGCAACGCCAAUAUGCGUUCACAUUCGGUUGAUGCCGUUUCACGCCAUCGUAAUGGAUAUGACCCGACCAAUGCACUUAUUCUUAAGCAUGAAGGCAGUGGUGUCACAAGUUCGGGCAAUCAUAGCGUCCAUAACGCUGGUGGUUCCAGCAACACCGCCAGCAAUACACGAAUGAUGAACUACAAAUACUGUAGUGGGAGUGUGGGAACAGGCAACACGAGCGCUGGUCAACCUCUGCUAGUACAGCCUAUUUCUAGUGCAACUUUGUCGACGAGCACAGCAGCAGUUUCACUCCCAGCCGCUACUACAGUUCUUAAUCCAGCGAAUGCUGUUGAUGCCGCUGCUGCGUUGGUCGCAGCAGCUGGUGGAUCACCAGUUAUCGCUUCGGCCACCAACAGUCUGUACACGUUCUACCCAGCCGAAGGCAAUUUGCAAGUAUGGCAAUCUGAGUGCGGCAACCUCACGUACAAAUCAUCGCGCAAUCAGCACACGCACAAGGCGCCGGUUUGUUGGACACAAUCGAUACCAAGGCAAACAAGACGUUACAUUACUCCAGCAACCGCAUCCAACGGCAGUGGCGCUGCCAGUAUAAUCUAUCCCUCCACGAAUGGGCAAAUGUACAGGGUGAAUAAUGUACCGUUAUCGCAGGCAAAUGUUGUGAACAUUUCCUCUUGUAACAACAAUAACAAUGGAAGUGCGGACAAUGUAGACGGUUAUCACAGCGAGAACAGCAUGGGUAACAGGGACAUAAACUCGCCGAGUGGAUUCUCACAAAAGUUAAAAGAAUUAGCGGCAUCAGCAGGCCUCUUAACACUAAAGCCACGGCAUCCGCUGAAACCAGUAAUAAAGACGCGUGGCUCACCAGGAUCCGAAUUUCCGAAAAAGGUCACAUUCAGUGCCUUCGCUACCGUACAAGUAUUGUAGUGUUCAGGCAAAGCUAAGUCUUAGUUAUGGCCAAAAUGUUGGUUCGAAUGAUUCCAUGUGUAUAUGUAUGCAAAAAAAAACUUGAUUUUUAUUAAUUAACUUUCUGCUUUUUUCGUAAAGUUUGUUAUUCGUAAUUCUAAUUACACAAAACUUACAGGUGUACGACAUAUUGAUUCGAAGUAAAAGUCUUACGUACAUAUGUAAGUAUGUACUUACCUAUGUAUAAACAAAUUUAGUGAGUAAAAUAUAUUUGAAUUGUUUUUGUUGUUGUUAUUUAUAAUUAUACACUCAAAGGAUGAGUUAAAAUAUUUAAUAUUUACUUACGAAUGCUACGAUGAUCAAAAUUUAAAAUUAUCAAUAACCUGAAGCACUUUGAAUUCCCACACCAACAUACAUACAUCACAUAGUUGGACAGGUUCAAAGAAGAGUGAAAACCGAUGCUCCGAUAAAAUGUGUGAAUUUUAGGAUAUUCAUUAAUUUGUUGAUUAUUUAAAUGUGUUGUAUUUGUAUGUUCAUAGACUAAGUGUUUUUAUUCCAAGAGUUUGAAGCCCAUUUUUUGGAUUAUUGCGGAGAUUACUUAGACCAACCAGUUACAUAUGUACAUGUGUGUAAUGUGUGCAAAUAAUUAAGGAAGCUGCUGGAUAAACAAAACUAAUGCGAAUAACCUGAAUUGCUUGCGUUUGGUGCAAUAUUCAUUUGACUUAUAAAAAUGAUCGUUUUAAGUUGUAAACAAAAAAACAAAAAGGAAUACAUAUAACUCUGUAAGUGAAUUUGUUCACAAUUUAUUUAGUUGUAAACCUGUUAUAACAAAUACAAUGUAUUUAAAAGUACAUGCAUAUGUACGUUGAGGUAUCCUUAUUUAAAACAAAUCAAGUUUUGCAAAAUGCCGAUUGGAUUGUUUCUCUAGUCAUGUAAAUACUUAAAGAGUAAAGAAAAUGUAGUUAAAACUUUAA
This is a messenger RNA of Bactrocera neohumeralis, 4139 nucleotides long. RefSeq names its product probable serine/threonine-protein kinase nek3. The record is from RefSeq and is a predicted model, not a curated record. The transcript has 2 exons. The coding region runs from base 1168 to 3186 and encodes 672 amino acids. NCBI's taxonomy places the organism in Eukaryota, Metazoa, Arthropoda, Insecta, Diptera, Tephritidae.